AUGGGUUGUAUUUAGUAAAAGUAAAACCAAAGAUAAGAUGUAUUAUCUGCUGAGUCCAUUGAUAAAGAUAGAAAAUUAAAUAGAAACAAUUCUCAGUAAUAAAUUUAUCUAAAUUAGAAAAACUACUCAUUAAGAAAAUAAAAAGGAUGUAUUCCAAAUAAAACUUAAUCCUAUUGUUUAAAGAAGACUAUCUCCAGAUCAUAGAAAACAAUCUGAUAGUUGA
This is a messenger RNA of Paramecium pentaurelia, 223 nucleotides long. The record is from the annotation of a GenBank genome assembly. NCBI's taxonomy places the organism in Eukaryota, Ciliophora, Oligohymenophorea, Peniculida, Parameciidae.